CAGCUGCAUGGCCAUGUGGCUUGCAGGUGAGCACCUGGCUGUGUGGACUCAGGUGGCAUGCAGGACGGAGUCCAUGGGUGCAGGGUGUGGCCAGCUCCUGCCUCCUCACAAGGAAGUGGGUGGAGACAGCUCAUCAGGGACAGCCCUGCCCGCCCCUCCCAGUGCAGGUGCCCACAGGUGGCCCACACCUCCAUCCUGCUGCUGCACUGCCAUGGCGUCCAGGGGCCAGACCCACUCGGGGCCCAAGUACGUGGGCCUCUGGGACUUUGUGGCACGGACGGAUGAAGAGCUGAGCUUCCAGGCGGGGGACCUGUUCCACGUGGCCAGGAAGGAGGACCAGUGGUGGUGGGCCGCCCUGUUGGAUGACUUGGGCCAGGUCCUGGCAGAGGGCUAUGUGCCCUACAACUACCUGGCUGAAAAGGAGACUGUGGAGUCUGAGCCGUGGUUCUUUGGCCACAUCUCCCGCUCCGAAGCAACACACCGGCUGCAGGCAGAGAGCAGCUCACCGGGCACCUUCUUGGUCCGGGUCAGCGAGAAGUCGGGUGCUGACUAUGUUCUCUCUGUGCGGGACUCUCAGGCCGUGCGGCACUACAGGAUCUGGCGGCACGAGAGCGGCCGGCUGCACCUAAACGAGGCAGUGUCCUUCUCCAGCCUGGUGGAACUCGUGGACUACCACAAGGCCCACAGCCUGUCCCAUGGCCUGCAGCUGACCGUGCCCUGCUGGAAGCAUGAGGCUGAGCCCCUGCCCCACUGGGCCAACUGGGAGAGGCCACGGGAGGAGUUCUCGCUCUGCAGGAAGCUGGGGGCCGGCUACUUCGGGGAGGUCUUCGAAGGGCUCUGGAAAGGCCAGGUCCGAGUGGCUAUUAAGGUGAUUUCCCGAGACAAUCUCCUUCACCAGCACACCUUCCAGUCGGAGAUCCAGGCCAUGCAGAAGCUGCGGCACAAGCACAUCCUGGCGCUGUAUGCUGUGGCCUCUGCGGGGGACCCUGUCUACAUCGUCACGGAGCUCAUGCCCAAGGGGAGCCUGCUGCAGCUGCUGCGGGACUCUGAGAAGCAAGCCCUGCCUGUUUCCGAACUGGUGGACAUUGCAUCACAGGUGGCCAAGGGCAUGUGCUACCUGGAGUCACAGAAUUAUAUCCAUCGGGACCUAGCUGCCAGAAACAUCCUCGUGGGGGAGAACAACACUUGCAAAGUGGGAGACUUUGGGCUGGCCAGGCUCAUCAAGGAGGACAUCUACCUUUCCCACAACCACAAGAUCCCUUACAAGUGGACGGCCCCUGAAGCGCUCUCUCUAGGGCAUUACUCCAUCAAGUCUGACGUCUGGUCCUUUGGGAUCCUUCUCCAUGAGAUUUUUAGCAGGGGUCAGACACCCUAUCCAGGCAUGUCCAACCAUGAGGCCUUCCUGAAGGUGGAUGCCGGCUACCGCAUGCCCUGCCCCCUGGAGUGCCCACCCAAUGUGUACAGGCUGAUGUGUUCUUGCUGGAGCAGGGACCCGGAGCAAAGGCCUUGCUUCAAAGCCCUGUGUGAGAAACUCUCAGGCCUUGCCAGGUAUGAGAACCUGCUCUGAGCCGCCUCGGGGCCAAUAGAGAGGCCUGGGCCACCAUCCUGGGCCUCAGUCAAGGGCAUGCACUGUCCUCUGGCUUACUGAGAUGGUGGGGCAGGAGCCACACGGCACACCGUGGAAAAGAGAAAACAGCAGAAGCAGGGGGCCCAUUGCCCACCCCCUCGAAGCAGGCGCAGCCCCGCUCGCUGGCCUCCUCUCCAGUCCUUCUCCCAACAGGCGACAGGUAGGGGGAGGAUGACCUGAGCCACAGGACUUGCUGAGUUCUUGCCAGCUUGCUGCCUUGGAGCCUGCCUCCCAGCCCAUCGCUCCUCCAAAGGGGUUACUGCUCCUUUGGGUUUUCGUUCCCAAGGUCCAGUCGCGUAAGUCUCACACAGAAGGACUCCGACUGCUUUUCUUCCGUUAACCUGUCCCUGUUGGAACGAUCUCACUGUGAAGCUUGCAAGAGCAAGGAAAAGAUACUAACUUUUCUCCCUAUGUUUUCCGGGGCCCAAAGAGGGGAGGCUGAGACACCCACUUGCCUCAGAGUUGCAGAGGAGACAGCGGGGACAGGGGGUUCUUUCCUGACUUCUGCCCAUAGUGUUCAGUUGGCAGAGGAGGUAGAAAACGUGUUCCUCUUUCCAAAUCCAGCUAGCAGGAGGAAAUGCUGACAGUCUGGUUCUGGUGCCCAUGGCCCACACUGCAGCCAUGGCCCCUCUGUCCUGGGAGCCUGUCUUUGGAAGUCAGAACAUCUUUUUGGUCCCUGCCAGCCAGAGGCUGUGUCGAGCCGGGGCCCCAGCUUCGCUGCCUGUGGCCACAGCAGUCUCCUCCUCCUCACACUGUCUGGGGAUGCAGAUCCAACCUCCCACUGCUCAUUCAGCAACUCUCGGCUGUGAUGAUGCCGUAAAGGACUUCCGAGUUUGAUCUUGCUGGUGAGAGGGCUCUGGUUUCAAGGAAGAAGAAAAGGAGCCCAGCGGUGCCAACAGUACUUGCUGCUCGUCCCAGUGAAAGCUCCUAAGGAACACUUGAAAGACUCUUCGAGCUCGCUAGUCAGAGGCCAGCCUGCCUGGGGGCCUACGUUUGGGCUGCAGUGUGAUCUCUGAGGCCUCUCUUCCCGCACUGGACUGCUUCGGCCCUCUAGUCCCGCGGAACAGAGCUCUGGCCGUCCUUGCCCUCUCCUCUGGAGCUUAUGGGCUCCCCCGAGCUUUCCCCUCCCCGCACCUCUGUGUCAUCCCUCCCGGUCCUCAGACCCUUCCUGUCCCUCUCCCUACAAGCUCCUCAUGCACUCAGACCUCAGGACACGUGUUCGCUAGAGGCCCGGGGUCCCCAAAAGCUGCUGAGGCUGAUGAGGAAAGAAGUGAGUGGAGGUGGGCACAACGACCUCUCCAGACGGCUCCCAGCCAUGGAAGCGGUCAACGGCCUCCCUGUCACAGACCUCCAAUAUUCGGCAAAUACACCCAGACUCCCCCUCUUGAGAAAAGCAUUUUCUCUGUGCCUUUGAGAUGAAAAAUUUCUGCCCUCUCUAAAACCUGAUAGUUACCUCUUGGAAACACAAACUUCAGGGAAGUGACUGUCAUUGGAGAACACAAAAGGAACUAUUUGGAAACUGGGGGAAUGAAAAAUCUUAGAAGUGUUUUUUUUUUUUGGC
Molecule: messenger RNA, 3188 nt
Organism: Chinchilla lanigera (long-tailed chinchilla)
Lineage: Eukaryota; Metazoa; Chordata; Mammalia; Rodentia; Chinchillidae
Gene: Ptk6
Product: protein tyrosine kinase 6
Exons: 8
Coding region: 8-1567 (519 amino acids)
Biological process (GO): innate immune response; cell surface receptor protein tyrosine kinase signaling pathway; cell differentiation
Cellular component (GO): extrinsic component of cytoplasmic side of plasma membrane
Molecular function (GO): signaling receptor binding; ATP binding; non-membrane spanning protein tyrosine kinase activity
Source: RefSeq, a predicted model, not a curated record